UGUGCUUCCUUUACCGGCAACACUCGGACACACAUACCCCUUAACCCUCUGCUCCCCAACUCCCCCCGACCCCCACCCUCAUAUAAGCCUUACACACACAUACACGCACACACGCAAACACACACACACACACACACACAGCGGGAUGGGGGACUCUAAAAGAGAGAGAGAGAGAGAAGGAGGCUAUGACAUUGAAGAAUUUGUCCUAAGAGGAUGUGUAAUGUUUGUGGUCAACUCGUGGGAUGUACUUUUGCUAUCCACUUUUGAAAAGGAGCAACAAUCUGGAAUGUAGAACAACUACCCAAGGAGAUCCGCAGUCGGAGCGGUAUGGAUGCCCUCCCUCCAAAGAACCUGUACCCAUACACCGUGUCCAGACCCAUCUACUCCAACCCCACGUUUGAGGAGGACAACGAGAGGCAGGCCCGGGAGGAGAGGACCCUGAGGGACAGACUCAGCCGCACCUGUGGCUGCUCAGGUAGGCAGGCCCUGAAGGUUGUGAAAGGAGUCUUUCCUGUCAUUGACUGGCUCUCCAGAUACCCAAUAAGAGAGUGGCUUCCCAGUGAUGUCAUCUCUGGUGUUAGCACUGGUCUGGUGUGCAGUUUACAAGGCCUGGCCUAUGCCCUGCUUGUGUCCGUGGCUCCAGUCUAUGGACUCUACUCUGCCUUCUUCCCCAUCCUCACCUACUUCCUGCUGGGCACCUCCAGACACAUCUCUGUAGGUCCCUUCCCUGUCACCUGUCUAAUGGUAGGCUCUGUCGUGUUGACCCUCGCCCCCGAUGACCACUUCCUGCUUCCUGGGAAUGGCACCGCUGUGAAUGGAACAAAGGCUGAUGGGAUUGUGGUGGACGUGGAGACCAUGGAGGCCCAGAGGAUCAUGGUGGCAUCCUCCAUGACUGUGCUGGUCGGGCUGUUCCAGGUGGUAAUGGGGCUGCUCCAGGUGGGCUUCCUGGUCUGUUACCUGUCAGACCCCCUGGUGGGCGGCUUCACCACAGCUGCUGCCUUCCACGUCCUCAUCUCCCAGCUGAAGAUAGUCCUCUCCGUCCCCACUAACAACCACAGUGGCUGCUUCUCCAUCCUCUACAUGCUCAUCGAUGUGUUUACCAACAUCAGACAAACCAACAUAGCUGACCUGGUGGCCGGGCUGCUCACCAUUGUCAUCGUCAUGGCUGUAAAAGAGGUCAACACCAAAUUCCGGCACAAGAUUCCCGUCCCCAUCCCCAUCGAAGUGAUUGUGACCGUGGUUGCCGCUGGGAUCUCCUACGCCAUUGAGCUGGAGUCGCGCUACGACGCCAGCAUUGUGCACAGCAUCCCCAGGGGGUUUGCUCCAGCUCAGCCCCCCAACAUAGAGCUGCUGUGGAACAUUCUGGGUUCUAGUUUCUCUACAGCGGUAGUGGGCUAUGCAGUGGCUGUCUCUGUGGCCAAGGUAUACGCUGCAAAACACGACUACAGCAUCGAUGGGAAUCAGGAGCUGAUAGCGUUCGGGUUCAGCAAUGUGUUCUGUGGCUGCUUCUCCGGCUUUGUGGCAAGCACUGCACUGUCCCGCACCGCUGUACAGGAGAGCACCGGCGGCAAGAGUCAGAUGGCUGGUAUAAUCUCAGCUGUGAUGGUAAUGAUUGUGAUCCUGGCUCUGGGGCACCUCUUGGAACCCCUGCAGAAGUCAGUGCUGGCAGCCAUCGUCAUCGCCAACCUAAAGGGAAUGUUCAUGCAGGUGACAGAGGUUCCCACACUGUGGAGACAGAACAGAGCAGACUGUUUCAUCUGGCUGGCGACCUGCCUGGCUUCUGUGGUGUUGGGACUGGACGUGGGACUGCUGGCUGGCCUGGUGUUUGAGAUGGGAACUGUGGUGGUCAGGACACAGUUUCCUGCAUGCUCUACACUUGGAAACAUACCCGGCACAAACAUAUACAGGAACAUGAAAGACUACAAGAAUAUUGCAGAAGUUCCCGGAAUUAAGAUUUUUAAGUGCAAUGCUCCCAUCUACUUUGCCAACAUUGACUACUUCAAAGAGCGAUUGAGAGCCACGGUGGGGUUUGACUCUGUCAGAGUGUUCAAGAAGAGGAAUAAGGCCCUCAAGAAGAUUCACAAACUCAUAAAGAAAGGGAAACUGAGGGCGACAGAGACUGGGGAGGUGGUAUCCGAGGUCUCCCUGGGUGUCGACAACAAGGGGUUCGAGAGCGAGCGGGACAGUGGGCGGGAGUCCGGGCAGGUGGAGGACGGGGAUUGGCCUGUGCCAGAGGUGGAGGUCCGUGUGGAUUGGGCCAUGGAGCUACCAGUCAGGGUGUCGGUACCUAAGGUCCAAAUCCACAGCCUAGUAUUGGACUUUUCAGCCGUUUCCUUCCUAGACGUGGUGGCCGUCAAGUCCCUCAGACUGGUCAUUAAAGAGUUCCUACGCAUUGGAGUCAAUGUCUACAUCGCAGGCUGUGACGAUGAAAUUGUAUGGAAAAUGGAAGCCUUGGCCUUCUUCGACGAGGAGGUCAUACGAGAUCUCCUCUUUCUCUCUGUCCACGAUGCCAUCCUCUUCAUCAAACUGGAGACAGCCAAUGGGAGCAUGCAGGAUGCUAUGGUUGAGGGGCUUUCUCUAAUGCAGGACUGCAAGGAGCCACCGCCUUUCACUGAGGAAGAGGACCUGAUUGAGACCUAUGACAACCAGCAUAGAGCAAUCCAUGGACUCUCCAACUAACACAGAAACGCAGAAGAGCUGACCGUGUAUCUGUGUUCUCUGUGAACGGAGGAUCAACCAGUACUCAUUACUUUUCAUAAGGGACCACGGUCAAAUCAGGGGACACUGACAAUGGAUUUUCCCCAGACUACAGCUCAAACUCAGGGGAAGCUACACUUAGCCAACUGAGUGUAACGUUGGACUUUGGAGUGGACUAAGAGGGUGAUUUGAGGCAGCCGAUCAUUGAUAUCUCUCUUUAACAACCGUAAAGUGUCUUAAUUAUAUCCAUGAAUAAUAAACUCAUUUAGAUGUAUAUAUUUAUAUUAUUGUAAACUAUCUGCUAUGUCAAGGUCCUUCUCUUUUACAAGUGUAAUAGUAUCAAUAGGGAUGAAGUAGAACAGGAGUUAGGCAUGCCCUUUUCCUUGGGCGCAUUUCCACAACAGGACCAUUGUUUGUGUUUGUGUCGAGGGCUUUCGGAAGAACAAAUGCAUAAAUACAGAAGUCCUGCUCAUCCGUGCAGUCGCAGUUGAUCUGUGUUAUAAACACUCAGUUUCCUCCCUCCCGAGAUGAGCACUCCCAAGGGGCGGAAGGGACAUCGGAGGACCUCGGCUGAACCUGGAAGAGGGAAGGAGAGACACUUCUGUUUUAUGUGGCCUACUUAGUUAACAAGAGAAACGAGUGGUACUACAUCCCAAAUCCCGUCACAGACUUUUUCUCUUAGACCCAUCCACUGCACAGGAAGUGAUAUCAUACAGGAAGAGUUGAAGUGUGUGUAAACAACGAUUGUCUAUUAUAUCUAACAAUGGAAACAGAUGUCUUCAAAGAUGGAAGGCAGGCGGAAGGUGACGAGAUCAGGUGAGACCAUUCUAGCCAAUGAGAGAGUAGAUACAUGUGUGAACAACAGGCCAUAGAGAUAGAUAGAUAGAUAGAUAGAUAGAUAGAUAGAUAGAUAGAUAGAUAGAUAGAUAGAUAGAUAGAUAGAUAGAUAGGUAGAUAGAUAGGUAGAUAGAUAGAUAGAUAGAUAGAUAGAUAGAUAGAUAGAUAGAUAGAUAGAUAGAUAGAUAGAUAGAUAGAUAGAUAGAUAGAUAGAUAGAUAGAUAGAUAGAUAGAUAGAUAGAUGACUCAUCUUAGUAUCGGUGCAAUCCUAAUGUGUGUACCAGCAUGGGCAGCGCCAUUGAAGCUAUCUCAACAAAACAAAAAAAUCAUUCAUUAGCUGAUUUCUCCCAACUCAUUGCCUGAUGACUCAAACUGAAUUUUUCCGCUGCUCUAUCAUUUGCUACAUACUUCAGCCUGAGACUGCCCUCAUUGAAGUUGUUUGCGGUGAUGUCAAAAUGAGGGGUGUUUUACAAAAGUCAUCAGCGAUUAGAUCAUCUCUAAGCAAGAGGAAUAUCAAAGCCAAUGACCAAUUUUCAAACACCGCUUUACCCACGUGUGUUCUGGCUCUGGGCCAACCCAUCGGUUUUUGGGACCAAUCAGAUGGUCUAAACCGGAUUUCCAUUCUAGAAAUUGUCGGGGAGUUACUUAGAUCCAGACUCAUUGCAGAGAAGAAAAUAACAUCUGGGGGCAUGGAGUAAGCGUUUGGCUGGAGCAAGGAGUUUGGGUAGCCAGGCAACCCAACUCGUAGGAAUCCCCACCCAGUUGAUUAGUGUAAAAUGUUGAAAGCCCUCAAUGGCAAUGUCCAUGCUAAAAUGAGUUAUAUCCAUGAUGAGUCCAUCUAUCUCUGACAACAGGCACAACUCCGAUAUAAAGUUGUUUUUGCGUAACUUGCGUUCUAUAACUAUUAUGAAACUUCCAUUCAAUCAAAUAAGCCUCACAUAGCAAAUUAUCAAUUCCAUUUUUUGUUGACCAAAUUUCAUACAAAAAUUCCUCACUUCGUUGGCUUAUUUUUGUGGACAGAUUUUGGGCAGAGUAAAACCUUUCGCUUUUCCUCUCUGGUUUAAAGGGUUUGGUUGGUUGUUUUUUAUUAAGGCCAUUACGAGAUGAAUGAGGCAAUGUUGCAUUCUCAGCCAUCAACUCUACAAUAAAAGGCAGACUAGACUGUUGUAAAAAAUGUGUACUAGCAAGAGCAGAAUUGUAAAGUUGUUUUUCUUUUAAUCAUGUCUAAAUAUGGACUGCAAGCAUUUCUGCUGGCUUUGAAGAGAUUUUUGUAAUAUUUCUGGAUUUUAUUGUACAAUUAAAGCUUUGUGAAAUAUUA
This is a messenger RNA of Salvelinus fontinalis (brook trout), 4852 nucleotides long. RefSeq names its product pendrin-like. The record is from RefSeq and is a predicted model, not a curated record. The transcript has 21 exons. Gene Ontology annotation, biological process: transmembrane transport. Lineage: Eukaryota; Metazoa; Chordata; Actinopteri; Salmoniformes; Salmonidae. Gene Ontology annotation, molecular function: bicarbonate transmembrane transporter activity; oxalate transmembrane transporter activity; chloride transmembrane transporter activity. Gene Ontology annotation, cellular component: membrane. The coding region runs from base 328 to 2679 and encodes 783 amino acids.